ACCACCACACCACACUAUACCACUAUACCAUACCAUACCACACCACACCACACCACACCACCAGAUAUAACCACAUACCACCACACCUCAUUACCACCACCACCACCACCACACACCAUACCAUACUAAACUACACCACACCACCACACUACGUUAUCCUUGGCGCCCCGACCUGCCCCGCCCUGCCGAUCCCUGUCAAGCCCUUCCGACCCCCAGCCCGCCCUGCCACAGCUAAGAUUUUAAGAUAUGUAAGAAAACAUCCAAUGCGGCUGCGGCUCCCCGUCAGCUCACUCAGCUGCCACUGCCAGUUCCUGCCACAACAACAACAUGACGGACCUCAGCCAGCAACUUCUCCUCGCCCUGGCCCAGGAUGGCUGCCUCGCCUCGCACCAGUUCGCCACCAAGAUCGGCCAGGAUCACCAGAGGAUCGUGGGCACCAUCAAGUCCCUGGAGUCACUGGGCAACGUUGUGGACGUCAAGCAGAUGACAGUUAAAUCAUGGGAAUGCACUGAGGAGGGCACCUGCCUGGCCAACGAAGGCUCCCAUGAGGCAAGACUGUUUUCCUCCUUGGGUAAGGAGGGCCGCCUGCUGGCAGACAUCAAGGCCAAUAUUCCAAAUUCAAACAUUGCCCUUGGAGCAGCAAUGAAGAAUAAGUGGGUGAAGAAGGAAGGAGAGAAGGUUGUUCCAAUAGUGUCUUCCAUCAGUGAUGAGGUACAGCUCCACCUCCAAGCGGUGGCUCAAGGGGAAGCACACACUGUGCCAGACAAAAUCAAGGCUGAUUACAAAAAGAGGAAGCUUAUUAAGGAGAUUGAAAGGACUGUUUUUGAAGUAAGCAAAGGAAGUGAGUUUACUACUUCAGUUGUGAAGCAAGAAGCAGAGUUGACGAAAGAUAUGAUUGAGAGUGGACAGUGGAAGAAUGCAAAUUUCAAGCCUUAUAACUUCAAAUCCAAAGGUCGAGUGGAACUGCGGUCUGGCCAUCUCCAUCCACUGAUGCAGCUUCGUUCAGAGUUCCGGCGGAUCUUCCUGGAGAUGGGCUUCACAGAGAUGCCCACCAACAGCUAUGUCGAGAGUGCCUUCUGGAACUUUGAUGCCCUGUUCCAACCACAACAGCACCCUGCCCGUGAUGCCCAGGACACCUUUUACGUAGCAGACCCAGCAACUUGCCUAGAGGUGCCUGAAGACUACUUGGAGAGGGUGAGGAAAACCCAUAGUGAGGGUGGGUAUGGUUCCAUUGGCUACCAGUGCAAGUGGAACAGAGCAGAAGCAGACAAAAACCUGCUGCGAACCCACACCACUGCUGUUAGUGCUCGCAUGCUGUAUAAAUUGGCGCAGGAUGGGUUCAAGCCAGCUAAGUACUUCUCCAUCGACCGUGUGUACCGCAAUGAAACACUGGAUGCCACUCACUUGGCAGAGUUCUACCAGGUGGAGGGAGUUGUGGCUGACCAUAACUUCAGCAUCAAGAACUUAAUGGGUGUCAUUGGGAGCUUCUUCAAGAAGAUUGGUAUGACAAGUGUUCGCUUCAAGCCCACCUAUAAUCCCUACACAGAGCCUUCAAUGGAAAUAUACAGCUAUCAUAAAGGACUCAAGAAAUGGGUUGAAGUUGGCAAUUCAGGCCUUUUCCGCCCAGAAAUGCUUCGACCAAUGGGGCUGCCUGAAAGUGUCAAGGUGUGCGGCUAUGGGCUGUCUCUAGAAAGGCCAGCCAUGAUCAUGUACGGCAUCAACAGCAUCAGGGAACUUGUGGGUCCUCGGGUCAAGAUGGAGCUGAUCCUUGAUAACCCAGUCUGCACCAUUGACAAGUUUAGUGGAGAGGCUGGCAGAGAUCGGUAUGGAGUUCCUUCAGUAAACGCUCUGAGCAAGCGACAGGAGCUAAUUUUAGAAAAGUUGUCAGCCCUGCAAGCCAAGGUUGCCAGCAUUGCCUCAAAAAUGGGUGUCACUUUGGAAGGUUCUAUCCAUGCUGUCACCACACAACUCACAGGUGGACCUCAGCCUGGGACCCUUCAUGAUGUGGUGGUGUAUGCAGACCCACGCAGGCCUCCCUACAGCCUUCGGGCGCUGGCAACUGCUCUUUCUGUCCAGUUCCCAAUGUGUCUCAAAGUUCAUUGCCACUCCUCCGUGAAGGAGAUGUCUGAGAAACUACAGCAGUUCUGGGGACCAGGAGUUGGUGUUGAGCGUAGUCAGAGUCAGGUCUGCAUCACCCUAGUGUGGAGGCAAGUGGGUGAUUCCCCGGCUGCUCUUCUUCCCACACUCUCUGUAGCACCUUUGGCUGCCACUCAGGUAGCUGGGGAGCACAACAUUGUGCGAUACUUGGCCAGACUGAUGGAGGCAAGCAAUGGAACCAGCUCUCUCCAUCUUUAUGAGGGAGGCUCCAUAAACCAAGCUACAUCCACACUAGUGGACUACUUUUUGGAUCAAUGUCAUGCAAAGUUGGUCUUGGGCAGUAACAAGGAGCGGACGGCGUACUUGCGGGAGAUGGACAAGGGGCUGGGAUUGGGAACACAACAAUUCCUCGCUGGAGUCACUCUUACUUUGGCGGACCUCCUGCUUCUGUCAUGCCUGUUGCAGCUGCGUCUGUUAGAAUCAGCGCCUCCUAAAGUGCAGCAGUGGAGUAAACUCUGCUUAGCACACCAGUUAUGUAAAAACUUUAUUUAAGUGUCUCUUACAAAUUGUUAAGGGCAGUUAUCUGUGAUGAUACUUAUCAUGACUAUUUUGUAUAAACUAUAUGUAGCCAGACUGUGAUCCCAUGACAUACGCUGCAAAAUAUGAAAAUCACGUCAUUUAAAAGUGGUAUUUCGCUGUAGUAACAUUUACCCUAGUUUAUUAUCACAUUCAAAUGGUUUGUCAUCUCUAAAUUGUAUAAUGUCACGAUAGCGUUCUAUGAUUGAAUACCUCACUAGCUAAUGCAUUGUGUACUGUAUUACGAACUCUUAACUCAGUGUCACAAAAUUGGUCAGUGAACAUGUAAAUACUUGGUCACAAUUACUGCUUCCAAGGCAGUGAGUGGGACUGAAGUGAAGGUCAUUGAUCAGUCUAUACUAUAGAAAUUGAGUAAUGGUAGCUACGGCCGAGUUAUACUGGUGCGUGUCAAGUACUGUAUCAAUUUGUUUAAAUUUCCUUCAGCAGUAUAUUUCGUUUGCAAAUUCUUAGAGCCAAAGUAAAUAUGAUGACAGAAUAUUUGACUUGUCAGUGGGUCACGGCAAGGAUUGUGAACAGUGUUGGUGUUGAAGCUCUCGCGCUCUUGUUACACCACAUCCUCCUUACUGUGUGGUCUUCAUUAUUUAUUCAUUUUUAUUUUUAAUUUUUUUAUUUUUUUUAUUUUCCAGGUGUAGAAACUAUUUUAUUUCUUUUUUAUCAUGAAAAUCAAUGUCCAUGCACCUAAGUAACACAAAAUAUUAAAUGGUUUAUAUCGAAAUAAAGUGCUGCUCAAUUAUACUAAA
Molecule: messenger RNA, 3434 nt
Organism: Scylla paramamosain (green mud crab)
Lineage: Eukaryota; Metazoa; Arthropoda; Malacostraca; Decapoda; Portunidae
Gene: alpha-PheRS
Product: phenylalanine--tRNA ligase alpha subunit-like
Exons: 16
Coding region: 328-2649 (773 amino acids)
Biological process (GO): phenylalanyl-tRNA aminoacylation
Cellular component (GO): phenylalanine-tRNA ligase complex; cytoplasm; cytosol
Molecular function (GO): tRNA binding; ATP binding; phenylalanine-tRNA ligase activity
Source: RefSeq, a predicted model, not a curated record